GCAGGUUCGGUUUCAGCGACAAGUUGCGGGUCGGCCACGCCCCGUUAUCGAUGGCCCCGCCCUCAUAUAGGCACCACGGCGCCGCUGGGUCCGGGAGUAUGGACCUUCCGCAGCUGCCGGACUCUAACGUCCGGUACCGGGACCGGUGCUUCUGGGACUCGCGGUACCGGGAAGUGGGGGCUGCUCCGGCUGAGUGGUUUGGGGGCUUAUCCUGCUUCCGCGAGCAGCUGGAGGCGGAGCUGCGCCCGGGGGACCGGAUCCUGGUGUUGGGCUGUGGAAACAGUGCCCUGAGCUCCGACCUGUUCCAGCUUGGCUACACGGAUGUCACCAGCAUUGACUACUCUCCGGUGUGCAUCGCGGGCAUGCGAGCCCGCUACGCCCAGUGCCAGGGCCUGCAGUGGGUGGUGAUGGACGCUCGGGACUUGGCCUUCACAGACGGCACCUUCGAUGUGGUUCUGGAGAAGGGCAUGCUGGAUUCCAUGAUGGUGGCAGAGAUGGACCCCUGGAACGUGUCGCCUGAGACCAUAGCGCUGCUGGACCAGGUGCUGAAGGAGGUCAGCAGAGUCUUGCGGCCGGGAGGCCGUUUCAUCUCCAUCACCUUCGCCCAGCCGCACUUCCGCAAGCGCCAUUAUGCCCAGCCCGCCUAUGGCUGGUCCCUGCGCCACGCCACCUACGGCAGUGACUUCCACUACUUCCUCUACGUUAUGUGCAAGGGCCAGGAGCUGUCCCCUGCCGACUUGGUGCUGGGGCAGAGACUCCACGAGCUGGCCUGCCCCGCCCGCCCGCCCAGCUUCCUCCAGGCCUUGGACAGCGAGGAUUAUCUCAGUGCUCUUGAGCUGUGAGCGGGAAGGGCCUGCCACUCUUGUAGCAGCAAGGAGGGCCUAACCAGCCGGUGCCAGCAGCCAGUGCCAGAUUCAUGGGGCUGGGUGACAGCUCCUCUAAUCCAGUACCUUGCCUGUGGCUGGCAACAGGAGCCCAGCCCAUCCUGCCAGGCACCCGGGCACUGUGAGACCAAAGGGAACGGCGUUUUGCAGCCAGCUCAAUAAAGUCAGUUUCUCUCUAGUCCCCUAGCUCAGCCCCUCAUCCUGGUGCUGUCAAUCUCAAGGUUUCUGCAUGUGGGUAUGUUCUCAAGGGCCACCUUGUCCCAGGACCUCUGACACCCCUGCCUCAUGAAGCUCUGGCCUGUGGAGGGGAGGGAUAGCUCAGUGGUUUGAGCAUUGGCCUGCUAAACCCAGGGUUGUGAGUUCAAUCCUUAAGGGGGCUAUUUAGGGAUUGGAGUGGAAUCUUUUCAGGGACAGGACUGGACUAGAUGACCUGUCAAGGUCCCCUCCAGCUCUGUGAAAUAGGUACAUCUCCAUAUUAGACUACAGUUCCAAGCGGCCACUGGGGUCAGGCUGCCUUGGAGGACUGUUGUGUGUACAGCUCUGCUCCCGCCUGCCCCUCCAUAGCAGGGCGGCUGCAGCCUGUUCCUCCAGCACCAGCCAUGGGGUUGACACAGGGAGCGCCUCACGUCUGGCUGCAGAGCCCAGCGGGAGAGGAGUGGAGUGGGGACUGGGAAAGCUUGCUGUAGCACCGCCAGCCCAUUGCAGUGUGCACGCUCCGUGGGGCUGGAUGUGAGCAACACCCGAAACCUGCUGCAGUUCUGCAGGGAGCCAGGGGCAGGCCAGGCGGAACCGGGGAAGAGCUGGCAACGGGCACUUGUGUGGGGAGGCUCAGGUUGACUCAGCUCCCAGCGCUCUCCCUCCCCGCCCCCAGCUCGCUGGUCUUUGUGUCUGGUAAUGAAGCUGCCAGAGAAUCCCUGAAUCAUAUUAAUUCCCUCCAUCCAUCUUGGGGCGGGGUGGGGGAGGGGCACUGGCCUCGCGCACGCUCAUGUAGAUUUCGCAGCAGUGCAGAGGGAAAGGGAGGGAUUUCAGCAUCCGCCACAAGCAAAUCGCUCUAAUCCAGCUUCUGUGCUCGCAUGAUUAGGAAGCAUUAUGCCAGCGAGAAAGGGGCAGGAUUCCCAGCUCCCUGGGGAGCUCUGCCUUGCUCAAAGGCUCUUUGUGCAGCUCCCCGGGCAAGGAAACCUGUGGCCUUGCUGGGGUUGGGGGAGAGGGUAGCCCUUGAAUUGGAUUGAAAUGUUUGCCCUGUUGUUUUCCUAGGCCAUGUGGCCAGGAAUAGUGGAGGAGGGGGAGAGGCUGGUUAUACCGUGCACAGUCAGGGACAGAUGGGACAUGACAACCUACUGCCGCCGGUCGCUGGAGUGAAGCCGGCUCCUGGGCUGGAAGAAGCCACGAUACUGAAGUCACCAGGGGCUCAGGUCCUGGAAUUCAGGACUCAUAGUUGCUUGGUCCAGCUGGCUGCCUCUUUUGGGGAGAGGGUGAAUUCUGCCCAGCAUUGCUUCAGUUCUGGGCUUUGGCCCUGUGCCCCAGUGUAGAGAACCCAGCCCUUUCCCUGGCAUAACUGCUUGCUCCACGGAUAGGAAGGGAAUUCGCCCUCCUUGUCCGGUCAGCCUUGACUUGCAUGAGCCCCUGUCUCCUGGGUUGGGAAGAAGAUUCCACUUCCACCAUGUCAAUUGCUGGCUUCCCCAUCUCUUCCCAAGGCUGCCUCUGCCCUGAGGCUGCCGUGCUUUCCCACUGCUGUAGUAGCACAGGUGCCGUUCCUAGCGUGUCCUGGGGCUACAGGAGUCUGAGCAGGGCGUGGUGACGUGGUAAAAACCUCAGCAUGGGGUUUACAGUAGGACUCCCCCAGUGGGGCCUGCACCACCUGCACUACAGCAUCAAGCAUGGCUGGGUAGGCAUGGCUGAGAACCACCCCCAUCCUCCUGUGCAUUUGCCCUGUCCUCCAGGUUGCCCCUUCACCCGCAGAAUAUCGUUCAGUGUCACUGUGUGGCACAUACAGGUUUCCAGGGUAGUUCAGUCCUUGAGUGCAUCAGCUCCUUCUGCAUUGAUGGGAACCCUCCCACAAACAACUCCCUGAGGUUAAAGUGGGUCUGACCCCCCGCCUUUGCUCAGUCCCAGGUUCUCCCUAGGGAGCCCUCAUGCCACCCUGUGGAGUUAGCUUUCUUCACUCUUGUGCUGCUCUCCCUCGGCUGGCGGGGGCCUACGGAUCAGUCCUGCUGCUUUGGGCUGUCUCUGUGCAGCAGACUCACUUGCCACAUGUAUGUGGGAGCUUGUAAAUGUCAGCACCCUCCUUGUUAGUCAUCUGGCUGGCUCCCUGUACGCACACACCUUUUCAGCUCCUUGGAGAUGCUGCAGCCGCUGAGUCGGAGCUGCGGCACCAGAUUGGCUACGAGUCCCUCUCCGCCCACACGUGUCUGAGAAAAACUAUUAUGUUUCCCAGUGUUUAUAUUAGCUCUGCAUAAAAUUUCUGUGCAUGAAAUCUUUAAUGUUGCUCCUGACCUAGAUUUA
Gopherus evgoodei (Goodes thornscrub tortoise) is the source of this 3386-nucleotide messenger RNA. It is a transcript of the gene EEF1AKMT4, whose product is annotated as EEF1A lysine methyltransferase 4. Bases 51 to 842 code for a protein of 263 amino acids. The transcript is spliced from 3 exons. NCBI's taxonomy places the organism in Eukaryota, Metazoa, Chordata, Testudines, Testudinidae. The record is from RefSeq and is a predicted model, not a curated record.